Xiphophorus couchianus (Monterrey platyfish) is the source of this 5076-nucleotide messenger RNA. Its product is annotated as protein ABHD15. Gene Ontology annotation, molecular function: monoacylglycerol lipase activity; short-chain carboxylesterase activity. Gene Ontology annotation, biological process: lipid metabolic process. Lineage: Eukaryota; Metazoa; Chordata; Actinopteri; Cyprinodontiformes; Poeciliidae. Bases 346 to 1950 code for a protein of 534 amino acids. The record is from RefSeq and is a predicted model, not a curated record. The transcript is spliced from 3 exons.
CAUUAAAGUGAAUAACAUCUAAGGGGGAAUGAUAAAGUGAUCAAACAUUUGCCAACAAACUGGGUGAAGAAUACAAAUAAAUAUGAUUCUCACAUUAAUGAGACCUGUUGAUGUUGUCUGUUUGCCUUUUCUGACUGACCUUGUAGUAAAUGAUUUAUGAAGAGAGGUGAAAGGGGAGCGGAGGAGGAGCAUUUCCUCUAGUUCUCUAUUUUUCAGUCAUUGGGAACAUUUUUCAUUGCUUUACUUCUUUUUAGUUUCCUUUUCCAAAGCUGAAGAAAGACAGAAAAGCUGAGCAUCAGUCAUCUGUGAAAUAUCCCAGUGACAACUCUUGUUUUUUAUUCACCUAUGGAGUCAUACAUGUUGGAUUGUUUAUUAUGUUUGCUCCCUUGCUCCUUGUUUUUCCUGCUGAGUUUGGGUCUCCGCUGGCCGGGGUUAUGCAGUUGGAUAAAUGCGGCUGUCAGGGCUGCAGGCUGGAAGCUGUGGGUCACAAUCUGUCUGAUCCUGGAGCUGAAGCCACCAGAGACGUUAUCAGGUCAGACCUCAUUUGGACCCAGGCUCAUCUGUAAACCCUCAGCACUGGCCAGGUAUCUGCUGCAGCACUGCGGCUCGCUCACAAAGGCAAAACUGGCCGACUGGCCCUGGGGAGACCCCCACCUGCAGACGGUCUCCAGCCAAAUGUAUGGAGAACAUGCAGACAGCAUCCAGUUCACCAGAGAGCACCUCCUGCUGAAGGAUGGGGGAGUCGUGGCGCUGGACUGGGUGACAGCGAAAAGGAGGUGGGAGGUGAAGAAGGAGCAGCAGUCAGGGAGGAAGGCCAUCGGGUGUUUCACCUCGACACCCCCUGUUCUCCUCCUCAUCCCUCAGUCCUGGGGAGGGACGACCCCCCACCUGCAGCGGCUCUGCCAGCAGGCCGCGCGGCAGGGCUUCUCUGUGGUCGUGUUUCACCAUCGGGGCACAGCCCGGUCGCCCCUCACCACAGCAAGAAUCUGUGAGUUUGGAGACCCGGCGGAUCUGGAGCAGGCGGUUGUGUAUGUCCGCAGUCGGCACCCGUCCUCCGUGUUGGUUGCGGUGAGUGAAGGAUCGGGCUCCGCCGUCCUGCUGUCCUAUUUGGGCGAGCGAGGUUCAAGCACCUGCCUAACAGCAGCUGCAGCCAUCUCACCUGUGUUGCUGGGGCAACUGUGGUUUGAAAGCGCCAUGCCGCCUAUUUACCGCUGGGGGGUGCUAUUUCACAGAAAAAUGCAGCUGAGCAGAUAUGUCAGUUCGCUCCGAGGAAUCCUGGAUGUGGAUCGUGCCCUCCGAUCCUCCAGCCUCAGAGAUUUUGAAGAAGCUCUUUUCUGCUCUCCCAGUGAGAAAAAUUCUCCAUCCACAGAGAGAAACCCUGCAUCUCCCUCAGCAGCGGCCUGGGCUCUGGGUGAAAGAGCUUACCCAGCAGCGGACUGGGAGAGCUACUGGGGGAGGAAUGAACCUCUGAGAGAUGCAGAUGAGGUGGCGGUCCCAGUGCUCUGCAUCUGCAGCUCUGAUGAUCCUCUCCUCCCUCCAGCCUCCACGCUCCCCGUUUCCCUUUUCCAGAGCAACCCUUACUUCCUGCUGGCGCUAACAGACAGAGGAGGGCACUGCGGUUUCGCCCUGGACGCCAACCGGCAGACGGGUGAAAGGAGGACAAAGAGUGAGGAUGAGGAUGAAGGUAUCUGGAGUCAUAUCGCAGUGCUGGAGUUCCUAAGAGUGGCGUCUGACUUCCUGAAAGAGGCAGAAAGGGAUUGGAAAAGCUGGAGAGGCCAACAGGAAGUAAACAGCGUCAAAGGACAGAAGAGCAAGAUGAACGCUGCAGCGAUGCCUCGUCGGAGGAGAGGCGCCAUGAUGAAGAGAUCCAGAGCCCAGCCAGCAGGGCAGAGCAGUGUGGACGAUGUGGACGGAGAGAGCUUCACCUGGAAGAGGUCUUUCACUCGAUAAGACAUUUUCAGAUAUUUUAUACGUUAGGUUUUCAAAACUAGAAAAAUAAAUUCUUAUCCAAAAAGGUCAGUCCAGGGUCAUGUUUGUUGAGUUUCUCCACCUCCUGUGUUGAAGACCAAUAUUUAGAACCUGAAGGGACAAACUGCUCAGUGGUGCUUCUCAGGUCUGGAGAUUUUUUGUUUCAGAACGGCAUCUCAACGCUUCGCAGUUUCACGGUGGUGAUGCCGGCAGGAUUUAGUCUGUCAAAGUGUUUCUGAAAGACAAACUACAUGUCACAAUAUGGCUUCACUCUAUUUGUAUCACACUGCAAAAGCACCAAAUCUCAUCAAGUAUUUCAGUACAGUUUAAAUAAAACAAAAGUAGCUUAAAAGUAACUAAAGGCAUUAGUUACACUAGCAGAUAACAUGUCUUAUUGUAUGUGAAAUACUUUUCAAGGAAAAUACUUCUUUUUUAUCAAUAUUAAGGAAUUAUUGACUCAAAACAAACUUUGCUACCUUCAGAAAAUAUACUUGUAUGUUAGUUUUAUCUUAUUUCAAAUGUACUAACAUAUUUGCACUAGAAACUAGAGCAUAAAAACAUGGGGAAAUUUUGUUUUUGCAGUGAAGUCAGUAUUAAUUACCCCCCAUGGAUUAAUGUUUAAAUACAACUUUACAUUUAUUAUUAGUUUAUGAGACUGAAAAUUUUCAUGAAAUACAAUUGUACAUACCCAGGUGAAAAACAUGUAAAGUCACUGGCAGUGAAAGAAAGUGCUAAAAUGUUUGACACCAAAUUUUGUCCUCUUGCUCGAGUUUCAAUCAGGAUCAAGAAAUAUAAUUUUUAUGCCAAUAUAUUAAAAACUAUAGUGAGAAAAAUAAAUAUAAGCAUGUCAUAAUAUACAAAUUCUGACAUUUAAACUGAAGUUUUUGUAAAAUGAUGCCAACAUACACACUAUGCAACAGAGAAAUAUUAAAAUUACUUUAUUACAGAUGAUUCUUUAUCCAGUAGCCCUCUUCCAACAAAAAAUAGUAAUUACAAACAAAAUAUUACAUUUAUCCCCUAAACUUUGCAUCUGAAUUACUUUUAUACAUUUUAAAUCACUUAUUUUUCAUCUGAAUGAAUAUCUAUUCUCUUCUGCUAUGCAACAUUCAGCUUUUUUUAUUUGUAAUUUUUUUUUUUGCACAAAUUAUACACUUUAAUACAGAUCUGUGGACAAGGGAGAAUAAAACAGCACGAUUCACCAAAUAUGACAGGAAGAAUAAAAGGAAUACUGAUGUACAGACUGUACAGAGAAGUGACCCGGCCUUCCACCGACUCUCCGCCAACAGCAGCUGCCCCCCGCCCCCGCUUCGGGAGGAGGAAGGGGGUCGGGGUGUCACAGUAGACUCAAAAAACUGGUCAGCUACUUGUGCAAUCAGUGCAACUGAUCCAGUUCGGAGUGACCAACGUCUAAAGCUAGACUCUGCACCCACUGCCUUGCAAAAAAAACAACAAACAAACAAAAAAAAAAUUUAUAGUAAAUACAUCUAAACCUCUGCAGGUUGUUUGGCUCUCUGCAGACAGUUUAAGGAAAAUAAAACACAAAAGAGAUGAAGAGAAGGGGAAUAAAGAAAAGCACUCAUUUAGUUUCUAAACUGAGAAACUAGCAUGUUUUGACAAAAUGGGGGGCCUAAUUUUUGUUGCUUAUUUCUAGAUGGAAGUGUAAAUGCAAGUCUCAAAGAUUUAAGCCUGAGUAAUGUCAGAGGAUCCCACAUGACCUAAAGUUUCCAAAAACUAAAUGGACUUCAGAGCCUUGUGCAUGACUUUGGAAACUACCUCAGGGUGUAGAGUGCAUUAAGUUUUGUGGCAUUUAAAUGGUUUUAGAGUCUAACGCUGUCAGUGUACAGUCUGAGCUAAAGGAGAAAAAUAUUUUAAUUAUGUGCAAAAAAUCCUCCUCAUACACUUUUGAACAAAUUGUUGCCGCUUCAACAAGGCAAUUUGACCUAAAGCUGUGUUUUCGUUCACAGCCAAAAAAAAAAAAGUGUAACAGCUGCAAAUGGGGCAGGUGAAAACUCAGCAAACACCUUUUUUUUUUUUUAAAACUACAGCAACUCUAAUGCCACAGCAUUGUGCCCUCACCGCAGGUUCAUCUCGCUUCGAUUUGUCAUCUAGAUUUUCAGGCUGUACAAUAUUCACAUGUUGACUGUACAUUCCAUCUGUAGUUUCACAAUAAGACUUGGAUCUUUUCUAAAAUUCUCUCUUUUAUAGAUUUAUAUAAACACCAGCACAUAUCCUGGUCCGUCGUUUCUUCCUCUGAGGGACGAAUUUUCCCUGCAGAUCAGCGAGCGGCCCCCGGGUUUAGGGCCCUCGAGAGACACAGGAGGGAAGGAGGCGAAGGUGGAAGGACGCAGGGAGAUCGGUGGUCAGAUCGGAGGGUGAGAGAGCGGGGUGUCACACCGGGGGAGGGGCUCUGCAGGGGCACAGCAGCGGAGAUCCCAGCAUCACCCCUCAUGGAUCCGCAAAAACAUUCAGCAGUCACCAACCGACAGGCAAGAUGGUCGUUUGUUUUAUCUCUGAGGCCUUUUUUAAAAACUUUAAAUCAGCAUUUACAUCUCCUUUAUCAAUGAAUGUGUGCCGUUUUCCCAUCAAGGAUUACAACCUUUACACUUUCUCUGUACAUGCAUCUAUGUGUGUUUGUGUGAAAUCAGAUGUAACAUUUUGAGUUGGCCAUGGCCAAAGUGCGACUCGCUAUGACUGCACCCCGCCAAACAGGCCGACAGGCUUUUACUGCAUCGUUCAGGAAAUUGUGGAGUUACUGCUAACAGGUGAAGAGCGAUCACCGGCUUUUAUUCAAGUUGUGGUUACCUACUGCUGAAACGCCAUCCCCGUCAUGAGGGACGGUGGGCUAACUACAGCGUCCGCCAGAGCGAGACUGGGUGGGUGGAGGUCCGUGGAAACCCAGGAGCUGAACCAAUCAUCGCUGCUACUACUUGGCUGUGUGGCUUAAACUGGCUGAAACUCUCUGGCACUCAACAACAAAUACAAUCCAGAGCUGGCAUGGGCAGUUGUGACCUGAACUACUCCUACAAUUGGUAUGCUAGGAGUCUGACCCAAACUCCUUAAAUAACUAGAAAUUCAUAGACAAACGAGUUAAACUUGACUGGUCAAACA